UGUUAACGAACACGAUGUGAUUAGCCACACCUGUUGUUUUAUUGUAUGGAUCGAGGUGUGUUGUGCACCAGUUGUUGUGAGUUGCAAUAAAGUAACGGUAUGCCUUAACCAGAGCACACGUCCAGUGUGUAAGUGCUGCCCAACACGCUGUCAUCUAUACCAAACCAAGCUAGGUUGACUGAAGACUGGGAUGAAAUCACAUUGAGCUCUACUAAGAAGAUGAACACGAACCACAACCCAUUUCAGUUGAUUUUCUUACUGCUCAACGUGUGUGUGGUUGUCAUAACUACCCUAGUUGUCUUCACCUCACUAGGUCUACAAUAUGGUUUCCAGGAAGCUAUCCCCAACCUGCUGCGGCAUGACCUUGAAAACAUCUCGUCUGCUGAGCCCAGCCCCAUCUCCCCCGCCCCUUGGUUCCACCCCAUCUGGGCCGCCAUUUUCAUCCUGCAGGUCCUGUGGUCGGUCUAUGGCGUCGUGUCGGUGUUCCGUAAGACGGCCGGCGUACCUGUGUACACGUCACCAGUCCUGCUGUCUGUGACGGUUCUCUUGUUCUUCAUCGUGGCGUGUGGCUUCAACAUUGCCUGGUUUAUUUUAUACGACAGGAAGUACACGUCCACAUCCUGUGCCUUCCUGUUUGUGAGCGUCGUCUCGGGCUGGAUCUCGUUCUUCACGGCCACCUACCAUCUGGCCAGCAACGUCUACCGUCUGCGGAAAUCUGAGAGACGGACAGAGAUCUAUCUGGUCAGAUUGCUGGUUCAUAAUGGCAUGUCCGCCUACGCCAUGUGGUGCUGGCAUGUUCUAUGCUACAACAUCACCGUGGCCGCCAUACACAACAGCAAGAUCAAGCUUAGCCCAGAUGUGGCCAGUAUCAUUGGCUUGUCAUUUAUUGGAGCGGCCCAGCUGACUUACCUCUUGGUCGACGUCAUUUGUCUGGAUAGAUUUACAAGGUACAUUGUGGCGCCGUACAUCGUGACGAUCCCCGCCUGUCUCUACAGAGCACAUGACUGGCCCAGCAAUGCCGAGGACUUCAUCCUCCUCAUCAGCCUGCUGUCGUUUGCCUUCUUCUCGCUCAUGGUCAAGUGUCUGUUCAUCACGUGCCGCAUCGUGCGACCAACAUCCGGUGGAGGGGAAAUCACUUUUGUUUCCCACACCUCGCCAUCCACCAGUGAAGAUCGCUACUUACUCAAGGAGAAAUAG
Messenger RNA from Physella acuta, 1197 nucleotides. RefSeq lists its product as uncharacterized. NCBI's taxonomy places the organism in Eukaryota, Metazoa, Mollusca, Gastropoda, Physidae. The record is from RefSeq and is a predicted model, not a curated record.